AUGAGCGCACCCUUAGAACAGAACGGCUCAGGCCUAUUCAGCCUACCAUGGGAAAUCAGAGAGAAAAUCUACGAGUACUACCUCUCAUUCGACCACGACGACUUUGGCGACACAGUCCGGCCGCUGCACGUCUACUUCGAGCAAGGGGAAUACAAGAAACCCUUACCGCCGCUCAUGUUAACCUGCAAGCGCGUCUACCGCGAACUCCACCAGCCCGUCCACGCCGACGCCAUCAUGCGCGUGCACUCCCACGGCUACGGCGACCGGCGCAUCGGCUUCGCCGUCCACGGGACCCUGCGCUUUGAGCGCCUGCGGCGGCUGUACGUCCUCAUCGCCAUGGAGUAUCCCAACUGGAAUCGGUGGCUGGCCAUCUUCGCCGAAGUAGCGCGGCGGGCGGAGGGUUUGGCGGAGCUUGUUGUUGAUUGGGAGCCGAGGCCGGGGCCGCCGAACCCGAAAGUGUGGGAGGCCAAGUUGACGGAGAAGAAGCAUGAUGAGUUCUUUGGGGUGUUGGCCGCGUUGAAAGGGUUGGAGGUUAGUAUUCGCAUCGUUGCUGCUGGAGAGGAUUCUCUUCCUCACAGCGUGCGUGUCUGCUACGAGGACGCAGAGGGCCGAGUUGUACCUUACCCUGCUUCCAACUAUCGCAUCAUUACCGAGGAGACCCACCACCGUGAGAUGAUGUUCAACAGACACAUCGUCAGCUACUUCCAGCUCUGCAUCAACGUCAUAAUGGCCUACUUUUUCGGCUUCCUGGUCUGCUACGGCAUGCUCAGCAUCAUCCGCCCUUGCUCUGCUCACGGAACCGUCAACCCGGCCUUCGAGGUCGCCGCUCGCCAGGAGUACUCCCUCGACAACACCAUGAAUCUUGCUCACUGCAACAUCCAGCUCGAGAAGCGCGGCUACAUUGACGAGGCUGCCUUUCGCCGAGCUCAGCUUGCUAACUCCCUUCGUCAUGCGGGCAUUACCAUGCGUGACAUCGACUCUGUUCUCAGCACCGACCAUGAGAUCACUGAUGACAGCGUCAACUGGCACACUCCCGAUGCUGACAUCUUCGCCACUCGUGAUGAUGGUUGCGUUCUCAGCAUCGAGACUACUGAGGGUCCUUUCUACGUCGAGGGAGAGCUCGACCGCUUCGACCUGACCGAUGGCCAGUCUGGCAUUCCCAUGUACCUCGACCUCCAGAUCAUCGACACCGAGACCUGUCAGCCCGUUCCCGACAUCUGGGUUGAAGUCUGGCACACCAACUCCACCGGCAUCUACUCCGGCGUCGUCUCCAAGGCCAACGGCGCAGGCGAAGCUGACCCCUCCAACGCAGACAAGACAUUCCACCGCGGCCUCCGCAAGACCAACGCCAAUGGCGCCGUCUGGUUCGGCACCAACCUGCCCGGCCACUACUCCGGCCGCACCCCACACAUCCACAUUAUGACCCACGUCCCGGGCACCGAGCGCCUCGCCAACGGCACCAUCCAGGACAACGUCGCUACCCACGCGGGCCAGCUCUUCCUCGACCAGAAGCUCGUCGAUACCUUCCGCAAGCACGAGCGCUAUGCCGCCAACGAGCAGACGUUCAUCGAGAACAAGCAGGAUUACUAUUUCCGUCAGGAGGCGAACUUUACGGAUCCUGUGAUGAGCUAUGUUCUGCUUGAUCAUGAGGAUCGUGAUAUCGAGAAGGGUGUUAUGGCUUGGAAGCUUGUGGGUGUGAACAUGACCAAUGUUCGCGAGAUCCACGUGGCUCAUCAGUUGGAGGGUUAG
Messenger RNA from Colletotrichum tamarilloi, 1749 nucleotides. RefSeq lists its product as uncharacterized. Bases 1 to 1749 code for a protein of 582 amino acids. The transcript has 5 exons. Lineage: Eukaryota; Fungi; Ascomycota; Sordariomycetes; Glomerellales; Glomerellaceae. The record is from RefSeq and is a predicted model, not a curated record. Gene Ontology annotation, molecular function: oxidoreductase activity, acting on single donors with incorporation of molecular oxygen, incorporation of two atoms of oxygen; iron ion binding.